CUUAAAAAGCGGCCAAGCGACAUUGAUGCCAAUCGCUGGUGCAUUUGUUGUUCGUUUUUAUUGUUGGCCGCUCUCUGUAUCACAGCAAGCAGAAUACCAACAACAAUAGCAACAACAAUGAAAGCAACAGCACUAGUUUAAAACGCCUUCAGUGGACUUCGGCUCGAAUGUAAGGCACAUGCUAAAAAGAGCUAUCAACGUCUGACUAUCGCAGCAGUACACACACAGAAAGCCACUCACAUUGCUCAAAUUAGACCGUGAAAGCAGCAACAACAAGAAAUAUUCGUAAUAAUAAAAAUAUAAACAUAAAUAAAAGGAAAACGCCAGCAAAGCGUGCAAAGGGAAAAGCAACGAAAAUUAUCAUAGUUAGCAUAGGAGAAGGAAGAGGGGCAAAGAGUAGGCAGGGGGUAGACAGUAGCUUGGCUAAAACGGUCGAGAAAAUUAUGAUUAUGAUGUUAAUAAAUUAAAGUUGCCAUUAAUUUAGUAACGCAAACGGCUGUGGAAGGUAGCCAGACGGUAGCAUAAUAACAAUAAAUAAUAAUUUGAAAUAGGCGAGCGAAAUAGACACACACAGAGAGCAACUUCGGCCUCAACUGGAGAACUGAAGCCAGUGCAUCGGCCCUCCAACCACAUACAUAUAUAUACAGAUCCAAGAAAGAGCAGCUCGAGCGCGUCGAGCGUGCAAAUUAAAAGCGCACAGUAGCUCGAAGGAGCCGCUAAAAGAAGAAACUAUAAAACAGCAACAUGGAAGUGGCAACAACAAACAAUCACAGUCAGAGCCAUCAUCAUCAUCAUCAUCAUCUUGGCAAUGGCAGCGCAGCUGUCGGCGUCAGCGCCGGUUCCCGUUCCCCAUUUCAGCGUGAGGUGCGUGAAUGGCAGCGCAUCGAUCCGGACACUGGAGCGCUGUUCAGCGGCCGCUUGGAGGCAGAUCGCUGGAUAAAUGGACCACUGAACAGUUAUGGCAAGAUAUCGGAUUCACAAAAUAUCUCACAGCCGAAUGGCACACAGCACAUACAGCGCAAACAAAUGGAGGUACUACGAAGCGCCAAUGGUGCCAUGCAGGUGAUACGCACACAGACAGUACAAAAGACAUCGUCCACAUCCCGUUGGGCCACCUCCGCCUCCACUGCCACUGCCACUGCCACCUGCUCCUCAUCCACAAGAACCACUCGCAGCAGAGGUUCGGCGCCCAAAGCGCUUUGGUCGCCUUCGUCCGCUCAAAGCGUUGACAUUUGCGAGCUAAGCAGUGAUGAUGAUCAAGAUGAUGAUGAUUUUGAUAGCAUACAGGGCGACGCUGGCGUCGUCCAUGAAUGCACAACUACAUCAAUGGCUAGCAAUGGCCAGGAGCUGGUCGAUGAUCAUGUUGAUUUUGUUGUGAUUAAUGGCGACGAUGAUGAUAAUGACGACGACGUCUACCGUCUGCACAAGCUCGGCCACAAUUUGUUACCCGAUACAGCGCCCAGCUUGAAAUUGAGCAAUCUAAUGAAAAGCAGUUCGAGUAUUUCCAGCCAAAGCAGCAACAACUCAAAUUUAACAACUGCAACAGCGGCAACAGCGGCAACUGGCAACACCCACAGAAAUGCUGGCAAAAUAAGCCUACAUGCAAUUGUAGGCCAGAAAACAACACCAACAACAUCAUCAACGUGGCCCAAGCAGGCUGACUUAUAUGGCCCGGCCACCAACAGCAACAACAACAACAACAACAACAACAACAAGAGUCGCGUGGGCGUUUCAACUGAAGCUCAAGCUGUUGCUGCUGCUGGCGAUGCUGACGUCGUCGCCACGCCAACGCUGCGUCGUGAUUUGGAAAGUUUCCGGCAUUAUAACGAUGACGAUGCCAUCGCCGCCGCCGACGACGCUGAUGAUUUGCGGCUCAGCGCACGGCAUCAGCGACGCCAGCAGGUGUCCCAAUCCGUAUAUGCACCACCGUUGUCCGUCAGCAGCAGCAGCUUGCUGCAGCGUUCGCGUUCCAUUUCAACGGAUGAUCUCAGCAACGAUUGGCAACAGCAUAAACAGCAGCUUGGCGAGCAGGACGACGAGGAUCAGCCGUGCGGCGAUUGGCGGCGGGUUAGCAAACUGCGUCGCUCAUUUCAAUCGCAGGAUUAUCACACAAGGACUGCUGCUGCUGCUGCUGCAGUUCCGCGACCGCGACCCCGUCCAUUGGACUUGCCCAGCAGUACGGUUAGUGUGGCGCGCAUCCGGGCAGAAUUGGAGAACGGACGUCAGCUCAAUACGGUGAUGCGCAACAAUCACACCGAUCUGGCAGCAUUAGACAACCUACUGAACACAACACCACACCAGACUAGCAACAAGCCGCAACUGAUGAAGCGCUGCACAUUUCUCACAGCCGAAUCCCUGCAGGAGAUACGCGGCAAGUUGAAGAAACUCUCUGACGAGAGCCUGUACAAGGACGACUUUCUGGCACAUCAGGCUGUCACGAAGCCAGCAGCUGUUGAGGACUUGCAACGUCCGGAGCCAACAGCCUUGACUGUGGCACGAAGUGCCUUUCAUCCUGUGCACAAUACGCACAGCUUGGAGACGCGUCAGCGGCCCAAGGACACCAGUUCCAGUGAGUGGCAUUUGCGUCGCAAAUCGUAUGGCUUUGAGAAAAUGUCACCGCCCGAGAAUCGCAGCAUCUUUCGCGUCGAUGCUUCUACGGAUAGUGGCUUGGGUCGAUCCGGUGAGCAGCUUGGCAACUGGUCGCCCACAGAGCGUUCAGCAGCAGCUGCAAAUGGCCCCAAUUCCACAAUUAUACACUUUGGACGCCAAAAGGAGCAACUACAGCAGCAACAGCGUCCUGCACAAUUGGCAAGUCCCAAUGAAACGGAGCAUUUGAGCAAGCGACAUUCGAUUGCAGUGGAGGAAACUUGGCGCGAUAUACGUAAAACUUCGCAGGUGCGCGUCAAUGGUGAGCCCAUCAAUGGCAUCAGCAGCAGCAGCAACAACAACAACAGCUCCAGUCAACUGCAGCGCAGUAGCGCACAGAAACGUGUAGAAUUCUGCAAGACAGAGGUGCAUUUUGCUGCCGAAUCGGGACGCGUUAACAUUGUGGAAACUGAUGGCAAGCCGCCGCCCACGCAAAACUUUCGACGACGUCGACGCACAGCAAGCGGUCCGCUCCAGAGCCUGGUGAAGUCGGCCAGUGUCAGCAGUAGCAGCAGCAGCAGCAGCAGUAGCAUCAGCUCAUCGAGCAACAAUGGGACCAGCUUUGGUGACGGGGCCAAAAAGAGCAUUGCCUCCAGCACGGUGACAUAUCGGGCGACGCUGAUGGAACCACCGGAGCUGGUGACACAGCCGGUCGCUGGCACGCAGGUGACGGUUAUAACCAGCACCCCAAAGCCAUUGGUGGAGCCACGCUAUAGUCUGCUGGAGACAACUAGCUCCACAUCCAGACUUAGCUACACCUCCACCAGCGGGGUCGACACAACGGACAACGAAACAGACGAGCUGGCCAAUAUACGUGGCAUACUCAAGAAUAAGCCGGUGAAACCCAAACCGUAUCAUCUGGGCGAUAAUAUUGAGAGUGCCGAUGUGCUCUGGAGUGUGCCAGCAAUGGUAAAAUGUGAGAACAGGGAGAUCAGUCCGCCAAGUCGCGAAAUUGCUGCCGGCGACAGCCACUCACCGACAGCCACCAAAUCAGUGGCUGAACGCGUGCGGAUUGUGGAACAGCGCCAGUUCGAUAAGCACCAGCAGCAGCCGUCACCUGCCGGCAGUGGAUAUUCAACGAAGAUCAAUGUGAGCCUUGGAACUGAGGAGUGGCCAGAAACAGGUGCCACCUCAGGUCGCCGUCGCAGCAGCGCACAGGAGCUGCUCCUACAGGACUUACGGGCCCAUCAGCGCAUCCUAGACGAGGGCCUCAAGUCCACAUCGCUCAUAAUGAAAACAAUGCGCUCCGCAAGCGAAUUCGAUGAGGCCAUGCGCCGCUUGAGCAUAGCCUCAAUCGAGUCCGCACUUAUCCAGCCCACAAUUGUGGUGCCCACGCCAAUGUUGCGCUCGCACAGCUAUCAGGAGGAGAGCGCUUCCCGUCGCACCUCGACGACCUCCAUAGCCAGCAGCGAUUUGUUUGGCAGUGCAUUAUAUGAUUCAUUGCCACGCAUGCCGCUAGCACCGCCACGCCUUAAGCUAUUGGGCAAUACGCAAAUACCUGUUAGCCAACAGCUGACGCAGCUGCGGCGUCUGUAUGAUGCCGCCGAACAGGAGGAGGACAGUGCCGACGAGGAGGUCAAACGCUAUUUUCGCGAGAACAAUAACAACAACAACCAUAACAGUGAUAGUGGUGGCGGCACACAGGGCAGCUCCUCUCCUGAGGAUGUUGUGCUCAAGGGUAGCGAGUACUCGACCAGUUGGAGUCGCCUGAAAGCCAAGCGCACCAUAUGGAAGAUUGAGGCACAAGAGCAAACGCUACAGCGGGCAGAUCUGCCAAAGUCAAAUGUGAUGAAUAUUGCAUUGCAUGCUCCGCGGCUGCAGAAACCGCACGCAACAACGCCCACUCUACGCAUUGGUGAGCUGGUGCCGGUGGCUAAGCCACGCACACUUCUCGUGCAACCACAGUUUACUGCGGACACCACCGACGAAUCUGGCAGCGAAUCCUUAAAGAUUGUCAAGGAGGCACGCGGCGCACGCAAACUGCGAGAGCAUGAGCUCUCCUAUUUUGGUGUGCAACAUGUGCCGACGACAACACAAACACCCAAAUUACUAGCCACGCCCAGUAAUCCACGACGCACGCUGCCUACACGCAGCAAGCAGAUCCACAACGAAGAGGCAACCAAUGCAACGACCACAACAACAGCAGCAUCCGCAGCAACAACAACCACAACAACCAAGUGGCAACUAUUAAACGAUCGACCCGAUUUGCUUAGGCAUAGCCCGCAGGCCAACGAGGAAUACAACGAUUACCCGGAAGAUGGGGAGCACUGCUACGAGAACAUUGCUAACGAGCUAACAACCACUUUUAGGGUGAAGUCACCAUCGCCCGGCAACUACGAGCGGAAGACAGACUUACAACGCGAUGCCCAGAUACUCAGCGAGAUGACCAGAAAUGCUGAUCAAACAUUGAAGGCAUUGUCCGAUGAGGCUGCCUUCAAGGAUCAGCGACGACGUUCUUGCUCGCUGCAGCGUCGCAUCGCCAAGCCGUUGGCCACCAUCGAUGAGAAGGUCAAGGCGCAAAACUGCGACGCUAAGGCGUUAAGCGUUGCACGCAGUACGUUUGCUUCGGAGGCGCGCCGCAAUUCAAGACAAUCGACGCCGUCGCCAACGAGAGCACGCAGCUCCUCGCAGUCAUCCAUUGAGUGCUGUCCACGAGACCGUUCGCGCUCCAGUUCGCGUGAGUCAAUGACCCAAGGAGGCGGCUCAUCCGAUGAGCAAUCGAGCAAGCAGCGCGUCGAGCGCCUACGCAUGCGAACGCCCAAGCGUGAGAAGUCACGACACGAGCCCGCAGAGCAGCGCUCAUCCAGGCAGAGCAGCAAGCCACGCAGCGGCAACAGCUCAAAUGCGGCGCCAGAGAGCAGCAAACGUUUGCAUCACCACAGCCGAAACAACCGAGAGAAGGAGCAGCACUCACAUCACUCAAGCGAGCAACACUCGGGCAAGCAUAGCUUGAGCUCGGUCUCUGGCUCAGGCGGCACUCGUCUGCUGCGCUCCUCGCGUGUCACCGAAGAGAGUCGCCCGCGCACCAGCUCGCAGCGCACAAGCGAACGCGAGUGGGAGCGGGAGCGGGAGCGGGAGCGGGACAACGAACAUGAAAGGGGAAAAGAUCGUGACCGUGACCGUGAUCGUGAUCGUGAACGUUCCCGUGGCAGUGAAAAGCAUCGAGAAGAACUCUCGCGCUCUCGUGGUCACUCAAGUCGCUCCAGACACAGUGAGCCCAGUUCAGCUGGUCACAAGUCGAGUCGAAGCAGUCGCAGCUAUCACGAUACAGCAACAACUGCACACAGAAAGUCCGCCAAACCAACAGCAACAGCAACAACAACAGGCAGCACUACAAGAGCUACAGCCGCAGCAAGCAAAACAACAUCACAUAAAGCAUCAACAUCAACAACAGCAACAGCUACAGUAUCAGCAACCGCUACAACUACGGCACCGACAACAACAACACCGCACAACGAACUGACGUACGUAUACGUAACGAAUUUAGCCAAUACAAAAACCAGCGAAGAUGCAGACUACGCCAGCAUUGAUGAGGCAGUUUUAAUGCCUGCAACAGUUCCGCUACCACUGCCACUGCCGCUGCCACUGCCGCCGCCGCGACGCAAGCGCAAGCAGUCGCUCAUACCACUGCCCAUUCAGAGUGCCACGCCCACUGCCGCCUACGAGCAUCGCAUUAAAUUGGAAAUGAUACCAGCCACACAAUCGAAGCCCAGCUACUCGAAUCAGUCGACGCUGCGCUGCAAGGUUAAGCAGCCGCGCAAAUCUUCGCUCAAGUGCACCCAAUCGACGAGCUCGAGUUUCGCCUUUCUGCCAUAUUUGCCGGCCAAGCGAAAUUCGAGCGUUAGCCAUGUCUAUGACAAUUAUCUGCUAUACGCAGCGCCAGAUGCACUCAAAGGAACAGCAUCCAAGCUGCGUCCCUAUCAGCACAACUUGAGCAAUGAGCAUGCCCAGCUCUUUGGCAGCAGCGGGCGUGGUGGAGCGAUGGCUUCCGGUGGCAACGCUGGGAGCGCUUUAACUGGCCGGCUGGCCAGCUGGCCGAAGCGCUUGCGCAUGCGGCAGGUGCGCAGCAGCGUCUCAACGCAUCAGCCCUUUGGCAUCUGCACAUGUUCAUAGUCAGCUGGAGCUGGAGCAGCAAACCAAAAAGAUAGUCGCAAAAGGAUAAGCGCAACCGGAUCUCGUCACAGUCACAGUUUUCUCUCACGUAUUUUAAUAUGUAGAACUCCUAUGCACUCCAAAAUUUCCUUAUCUUUUGUUUUGGUCAGUUUUUCUUAUUUGACUACUUCACGCACGCGAAAAAAAACU
This is a messenger RNA of Drosophila grimshawi, 6948 nucleotides long. RefSeq names its product platelet binding protein GspB. The record is from RefSeq and is a predicted model, not a curated record. Bases 745 to 6759 code for a protein of 2004 amino acids. NCBI's taxonomy places the organism in Eukaryota, Metazoa, Arthropoda, Insecta, Diptera, Drosophilidae. The transcript is spliced from 11 exons. Gene Ontology annotation, cellular component: nucleus. Gene Ontology annotation, molecular function: ubiquitin protein ligase activity. Gene Ontology annotation, biological process: mRNA processing; ubiquitin-dependent protein catabolic process; protein ubiquitination.